This is a messenger RNA of Haliotis rufescens (red abalone), 4655 nucleotides long. RefSeq lists its product as uncharacterized. The record is from RefSeq and is a predicted model, not a curated record. NCBI's taxonomy places the organism in Eukaryota, Metazoa, Mollusca, Gastropoda, Lepetellida, Haliotidae. Bases 451 to 894 code for a protein of 147 amino acids. The transcript is spliced from 3 exons. Gene Ontology annotation, biological process: positive regulation of voltage-gated potassium channel activity; sleep; regulation of synaptic transmission, cholinergic.
GACAAUUAAAGAUUGGUCCGCCGUCUCCGUGCCCCAGAUGACCGCUGCCUGCUAUAUCUUCCUUCGUGCCAAUGCCAUUAGGCAGUUUCACCAGUCUCCAGUAGUUGUUGGGUCUCUCUGCUUAUUACGUUCUGCAGAACCGCUAACGCUCGAUAUCAGCCGAGUCUCUCAUGUUGCUAGUAGCGGGCCGCCAUUGGAGGUAGUUGGACUCUCGUGGUAGUGGAGAGCGUGAGCGUGCGAGGAGUGAGCGGAACGCGCGGUGUCAGCGCUGGAGGACAUACUCGCAUGUUGUGGCAGCGUGUGAGACAGACGGUGGUUGUUUCUAGUGUGCAUCUGCAAUUCUCUGCUAGGAUCGCACUAUGAUGUGUUUGCAAUCAAGCGUUCCAGCUGCCGAGAUCACUAAUUAGAUGCCCGGAUGUGUACUACUUUGACAUUUCUGUAGGAACGAAAAUGGAGUCAGCGAAGAAAUGGCUUACCUCGACGUGUGUGCUUGUUCUUGCAGUAUGCCUGUUUAUUCAGAAAGGACUCGCCAUCGAGUGUUUCAUCUGUAAUUCCUAUCUUCACGGCGAUGAUUGUAGGAACUUGCCGGAAGAAAAACAAUAUAUGUACAAGCAGAGGUGUGAUUUCCUUGAGGGUAACAAGACGUACACCGUCUGCCGCAAAAUGGUCCAAGAACUACCGGAUGAAGUCCGUAUAAUCCGCCAGUGUGGGUCGAUGGGUAAACCCGGGUGCAUCGCCCGCAGUGGCACGAGGGGUGUUCGCAUCCGGUAUUGUCACUGUGGGGAAUCGCUAUGUAAUAUGGGACCAGCUGUCAUACCUCAUCUUCCCACGUAUCUCACAAUUGCCAUAGCAACGUUUGUCAUUCCUCGGAUCUAUCAGAAACUACGGGAAUGAGGAAAUGACCGGCACAUCUGUUGACAAGGUCAAGGCCUAUUGUAAGCAGCUAACAUGGAUACAAGUAAACCGAAUGUCCAGUGUAGUAGAUGGACGCCAUGCCGUAUCCAGUCCUACCCAGAUGCAAUCAUAGUAGAUGUAGUCGAUACGGGGUUAAAUCCCUUGCGGUACACCACCAGAGGGCGCUAGUGCUUUUCAUCACAGAGCUUCUUUCAGGCUGCUGAAUCUGUCAUUCUGGUUCCUUCAACACUUCGUUAUAACGCGAAAUAAAGCUGAUUACGUCACACACGGACACAUUCCUACCAAGAGCAUAUAAUAGACUCAUUUAUAGACGUGGAAACACCCCAUUAGAAGCACCGUUCAUCCGUAUUGAUCACCUGAAGGCUAAUGCGUAUUCACAACGUAUUGAUGUUACCGUAUCUAAUAUACCUGUGUUGGUUUUAGUUACCUCAGAACCAAAGUUAUAUGGUCAAGCGGCAUGACUGUUUCCUCCAACACAUUUGGCCAGUAGUAUAUGAGAAGUGUCAUUUUUGCGCAAAUUUCUACAGGCAUGACUCCAUGCAAAGCAAAUCAGUGAUGCCCAACUUGUUGGAUCACAGUAAUAAUCAUGGAAUCUGAUAUUAACCUUUUUUAGCGAUUAUGAUUUUUCGACAAGUCGCAUUGAGUUUAUGUUAGUUUACAAAAUGAUGAUACAUAUGUACUGAAUGUGUCAAUACCAUUUAUACAUGAAUUAUCGAAACAGGCAUAUUUCAGGAGGUUUUUAUGAACGUCCUAUUGUAUCCAAUGUGUAAAAUUGCAAACCUUUGGAAAACCAGUGUGAAAGCAGUUUUGAGCCAGGUGCAGCAGUAUAACGAGGGCUCUAGAUGUGUGGUAAUGUGACGGACUUUGUUGUUAUAAACGUGAGAGAUCCUGCUGCUGCAAUGGCUAAUCAGGUAGGAGUAAGGCUCAGGGAUAGGUGAUAUUUUUGGAAGCAUGUCAAUGCUGUCAAUGUUCAAGUUAUGAUAUAUAGGUGUGGUACAUGUGAUUACCGUUCAGAUGGCAACACUGUGAUAAGCGAUCAUGGAUUAGAUUUGAUCAGGAAUGUUGAUGUAUUUGUAUAGUAAAGUGGAGUAUAUUCUUAAAGAGAUUAGAUUAUGAAGUUUAAUGUACAUUUCUGUAUGUUGUGACAUUGAUAAUGUAGAUAAAGGUCCCACUGCCAGAAGGCAUCGUUCACACGAUGGUCAGGAAGCUUAGAAUGGAAACUGAGCCGGUCCAAUGUGCAACAAGAACUUUAAAUAAGGUCCUGAUAAAAGAAUUGGCAAUUUUUCAAUAUGGAGUCAAGAUGCGCUUUCAGGCAUCUGCAACGGUUCGUGUGUAGAAUAUAACCAAAACAUGCACCUCUAGCGAUUGAAGAGCUCAGUAAUUGGCGUGUGGAGAACUGACUUCCUUACGUGAAUUUCCGGGGGCAGGUAAGCUACAUUUACGAGUAGAAGAGAGCAUUUCUCUUCUCUUAGCUCAUUAGUAAUAACGCUUCUGGACAAAGGACUCUUGUUAAAGUAAUGCUGCUCUGCGUGUUUGUUUGUGCUAUCUAUUCCUUUAUUAUCCUCUAAUGAGUUCCUGACAAACGCAUGUGUUUGCAUCAAUGAUCUCCAAGAACAAUCAAGACCAUGAACGUGAGAGAUGAACAAUGUGUGUAUGUGAUCCUGCACAUCGUCCUUGUGUGACCUGACGAAUAUAUUGACAGACAGAUCAUCAUCAUGUCCUCUAAUCAUCUUUAAUGGAUAUCGAUUCGGAAGAAUCUCUUUGGGGAAUAGGUUGAUCUUGAUAUGAAUCGUGUUCAUUGGCGGCAUCAUUUCCUGUGUUGUGCAUAGUGGUAUAGCACGUUUUUAUUAUGCCACAACUACAUUGUUGAACAUUACGAUCAAAUGGUGACAAUCGUCUACAACCCAAGUCUCAGUUCCUCACGGAGAAUGUCGCAUAAAGCUUAUAUGAUCCAAACCAAGGUGCAUCCCAAUGAAUAUUUCAUGGAUCCGUUACUCUGCACGCGGUUGUAAAACGCUAAUCAACUACGUGUUAUUGACAUGUAUAUAUAACACCAUUAAUCGGUAUUGUCACAGUACCACCUGCACGUGAACAGUGAUAUCGAUUUGAAAUAUGCAUGUAUCAAACAAUCCGUGACAUGCAUUGCUGUAUAUGAUGUGUAGAACAUUGUAUCCAUUCUUCCAAGAUCUUGUGGUUGUAAAUCCAUCGACACUUAACACCAAUGCUUCCAUGGUCAUCUGGAGCCAUUCAGUGUCUGAGUUCGAGCCUUGGGGGCGUAGUACUAACCAACAUUAGCCACCUUCUUAAAGAUAGCUUAUCCUUGCAUAGCACAGUAAGAUCUGCUUUCGAAAAUGGUUCCAUGAAGAACGUGGUUUCAAUUAAAAGAAAGGAUAGUUAAAUGGAAUAAGUUGUGUAUAAAAUAUAUCUUCGUGAAUGAGUUGUGUGUCCAAUGUGGAUAUUUUACUAGGAAAUGAGUGCUGAAUAUGCUGCUAUUGCUGGAACAAAGGAUAUUCCACUACGGACAGAGUACGUGUAUACUUCUAAUGAUUGAGCAAUGGAUACGCUACUAUUACCGAAGUAAAGGAUAUGCCACUACGAAAUGAAACCAGGAAAUGAGUUAAAGAUAUGAUACUGUGACCGAAUCAAGGAUAUGGUACAACGAUCCGAGUAAAGGAUAUUCAACUGUGGACUGGGUAAUGGAUAUUAAUGCAUGACUGCUGGGUAUGAGGCUAAGGCCAAUAUGGGUGCUUCGUAUGCCCUCGUCAUGUUAGAUGUUGUUUCGCCAAUGAGAUGCUAUCCAGGUAAUAUGUGUAUUUGAUCUCAUAAUGUUUGAAAUACAUGGUUGAUAUUGCUUUGUAAAAUGUUAAAACGGGAAAUGGUUUACGGAAGAGCUAUUUGUCUGAUUAAGGACUAAGUAUGACGUCAUUAUUGAUAUAGGCUUUCAGAAUGGAAUUGGUCAUUUAGUUUUGUGGGAUUGUAACUCUGUUACGUGAGAUUUGCGUGAGCGACUAAGUAUGUUAGCAUGGCACGAAGACACUACGGUCGUGUGUCCGACUGGGAAAGGUUUAAGUUUGUUUUGUUUUAUGGGAAUAAUACGUUAGAAUAACACGUAAGAUGAUUCGAGAUGGCUUGACCCUGUGUAUGAUAGGGAGACAUCAAGUCUCCAUCAACACGUCUGUAUGACGUGACUUCAUAUAGAAACUCUACAGGAUUUCUUAUAACAAUGAAUGCGUUGUGUUGUAGUACAUAGUUUAACGUGUUUCAAAUAGAUGUCCCAUAUGUCCCUGCCUGUCUUGUGACGGCCUUGGUUCUGCAGUCAUCACCAAUGUUAAUGAAUAUAGAAUAAGGGUUACUGGAAACCAAUAACGGACUUUCCUCCUUAUGUUCUUGAUAUUAUUGGUAAUAGAUAUUGAUAGAUAUUGAUAGAUAUAUUCAUUUUACGUUCACGGUGAAUUAUAACAUUAUCCUGUAAGUAGAAAAUAUUUUUGGAUUCAUAUUUUGGUUAUUUUUAAGAUAUAGUCGAAUCAUAAGACAUGGAAGACUCUUAUGCAUGUUAUUAAAAUGUAUGGUUUAACACCGAGAUCAGUAAUGUUAAAAAUGGAAAAAAUGUGGAUCCCUAAAUAUUGCUUGUGGGUAUCUAGUCAUGUAGUUUACUGUGCACUAAGUGUACAUGUAGCUUCUAUGUAUUCGAUGUUUCCUCUCAGUCACUAGAUCAUACUUGUAACGGUAAACUGUUGUAA